Molecule: messenger RNA, 1109 nt
Organism: Paraphaeosphaeria sporulosa
Lineage: Eukaryota; Fungi; Ascomycota; Dothideomycetes; Pleosporales; Didymosphaeriaceae
Product: ser/Thr protein phosphatase superfamily
Exons: 1
Coding region: 204-1079 (291 amino acids)
Source: RefSeq, a predicted model, not a curated record
AUGGCUUUCCAAGCUUGAAGAAACAUCACCCUACUGCGCAUCAUUCCUCGAGCUUAUCUCUAUAUAUGAUCUAGCGCGCCGCGUCAGCGGACGAGCGACCCUUAGAACGCUUUUAGAACUGCUCACUCGCACUCAGACUUCUCCCGCCCUUGUCUUCAUUCAAUCUUAGCUCUCGAUACAUCUGGACCACGAUAAGGAAAAACAUGAAACGACUUUCGGGACUCUUCUCCACCCCGAAAAUCACGUUUCAAAUUCUCUCCGACCUUUACCUCAACUACGAGCAACAAUACCUCACAUUCCACAUCCCCGUCUCUGCACCAUAUCUCAUCCUAGCAGGCAAUGUCGGACAGCUCGCGGAUUACGAUGCCUACCUGUCCUUCCUCGUCCGGCGAUGCAACCUCUACGAGAAAGUGUUCCUCAUCCUCGGAGCUUUGGAGUUUCACGGUCUCACGCACGCCGAGGGCUUGCAGCUCGCACAUCAUAUGGAAGAAGAGGUCGCGACUAGAGGCCGAUUGCAAAUCCUUCAUCGGACCAGAGCGGAUGUGCCUCAUACCAACGUUACUUUAUUAGGUUGCACGCUAUGGAGCAAUAUUCCCGAAUCGGCGGAAGCUGCCGUGGUCAAGAAGGCACCCGAAUUUGACACGAUGGAAGGCAUCCGGCAGUGGAGCGUUGAUAAUCACAAUGAGGAACACUUCCGCGACCUAGCGUGGCUACAGGGUGAGAUCAACGGACCCAGGACAUUCGCUGGCGCGGAGUCAUCUUCAGCACCUACUUCACAGGUUAUUGUUGUGUCCUCAUUCACACCAGAUCUGCAUCACACGCUUGCUCCUUGGCAGGUACAUUCACCAUGGUGCGCAGCCUAUGGUACAGAUCUUUUGAAUGGGACAGACUGGAACAUCGUGAAGUACUGGGUUCACGGCACUACUGGAAGAACGGGCAAGGCUAAAAGGUUUGGUCUCAAGAUCGUUAGUAACCAACGAGGACGAGUCGGUGAGGAGGAAAAGGGGAUCCUGGAAGAUAAUGUGCCGAAGAAGGACAAGAUAGAUUUGUUUGACGUGACAAAGGUCAUCCAGGUUUGAGCGAAGGGCUUCAAAGAAAUUGAGGAUCAA